This is a messenger RNA of Dipodomys ordii (Ord's kangaroo rat), 3114 nucleotides long. RefSeq names its product squamous cell carcinoma antigen recognized by T cells 3 (gene Sart3). Gene Ontology annotation, molecular function: protein binding; RNA binding. The record is from RefSeq and is a predicted model, not a curated record. Gene Ontology annotation, biological process: RNA processing. The transcript is spliced from 19 exons. The coding region runs from base 13 to 2856 and encodes 947 amino acids. Lineage: Eukaryota; Metazoa; Chordata; Mammalia; Rodentia; Heteromyidae.
UGUAGACGCAAGAUGGCGACGGCGGCCCAUGCUACCGCCGCUGCGGAGCCCGAGGCCGAGCCUAAGGCUGGGCCCGGGGCCGAGGAGGAGGAGGAGGAGGACGCGAACGAAGCCAAGGCGGCCAGGAAGAGAAGCGAAGUGAUGACUCUGGAGCUAGCCUGGGACGAGCCGGAGGAAGGCGUGAGCGAGAGCGAUGGCGACGGGGAGAACUCUCCCGGGGAGUGGGAGCUGGAGGAAGAGGAGGAGAAGAACCAGCUGGAGAUCGAGAGGCUCGAGGAGCAGCUGUCCAUCAACGUCUACGACUACAACUGCCACGUGGACCUCAUCAAGGUGCUCCGGCUGGAGGGGGAGCUGGACAAAGUGAGGGCGGCCCGCCAGAAGAUGAGCGAGAUCUUCCCCCUGACUGAAGAGCUCUGGCUGGAGUGGCUGCAGGACGAAGUCAGCAUGGCAGCGGAUGGCCAGGACCGCGAGCACGUGUACCAGCUGUUCGAGAGAGCCGUGCAGGACUACAUCUGUCCUAACAUUUGGCUAGAGUAUGGCCAGUACUCAGUCGGUGGCAUUGGUCAGAAAGGUGGCCUUGAGAAAGUUCGCUCUGUGUUUGAAAGAGCUCUGUCGUCUGUUGGUUUGCACAUGACCAAGGGGCUGGCCAUCUGGGAGGCUUAUCGAGAGUUUGAAAGCGCCAUCGUGGAAGCUGCUCGGCUUGAGAAAGUGCACAGUCUCUUCCGGCGACAGUUGGCGAUCCCGCUCUACGAUAUGGAGGCCACGUUUGCCGAGUAUGAAGAGUGGUCAGAAGACCCCAUUCCGGAGUCAGUGAUCCAGAGCUAUAACAAAGCGUUGCAGCAGCUGGAGAAAUACAAGCCCUAUGAGGAAGCCCUGUUGCAAGCAGAGGCCCCGAGGCUGGCAGAGUACCAAUCGUACAUUGACUUUGAGAUGAAAACUGGUGACCCUGCUCGCAUCCAGUUGAUCUUUGAGCGCGCCCUGGUUGAAAACUGCCUUGUCCCAGACUUAUGGAUCCGUUACAGUCAGUACCUAGACCGGCAGCUGAAAGUGAAGGACGUGGUUUUGUCUGUGCACAGCCGCGCUGUUAGAAACUGCCCCUGGACAGCUGCCCUGUGGGCUCGGUACCUCUUGGCCAUGGAGAGACAUGGAGUUGACCAUCAAGACAUUUCUGCAACCUUUGAGAAAGCUUUGAGUGCUGGCUUCAUCCAGGCCACAGACUACGUGGAGAUUUGGCAGACCUACCUAGAUUACCUGCGGAGGCGGGUUGACUUCAAACAAGACUCUAGCAGGGAACUGGAAGAGCUGCGUGCCACAUUCGCCCGCGCUUUGGAGUAUCUGCAGCAGGAGGUGGAAGAGCGGUUUAAUGAGAACGGAGAUCCUAGCUGCGUGGUCAUGCAGAACUGGGCUAGGAUUGAGGCUCGACUUUGCAAUAAUAUGCAGAAAGCUCGGGAACUCUGGGACAGCAUCAUGACCAAAGGAAACGCCAAAUACGCCAACAUGUGGCUUGAAUAUUACAACCUGGAAAGGGCGCACGGUGACACGCAGCACUGCCGGAAGGCGCUGCAUCGCGCCGUCCAGUGCACCAGCGACUACCCGGAGCACGUCUGCGAUGUGCUGCUCACCAUGGAGAGGACGGAAGGUACUUUAGAAGACUGGGACUCGGCUGUUCAGAAGACUGAGACUCGCUUAGCCCGGGUCGCUGAGCAGAGGGUGAAGGCUGCGGAAAAGGAGGCCAGCCUCGCACAGCAGGAGGAAGAGAAGGCGGAACAACGGAAGAAGAUGCGGGCUGAGAAGAGGGCCCUGAAGAAGAAAAAGACCCGUGGCGCCGACAAGCGCAAGGCGGGAGAGGAGGAGGAGGCCGAGGACCAGUGGGGCGGCGAGGAGGAAGGCGGAGCCGAGCAGCCCUCUAAGCGCCGGAGGGUGGAGGACAGCGUGCCGCCGGAUGCGGAAGGAGAAGCAGGGAAGUCGGGGAAAUGGGCGGCCGGAGACGUGGGUCCUCCAGCAAAGCAGAAGGAGAAGGCGGUCGCUGCGCGGCGUGACCUGCCCAGGGUGGCCCAUGACAGCAGCAAGGACAGCGUCACGGUGUUCGUCAGCAACCUGCCCUACUCCCUGGACGAGCCGGCUGCCAGGCUCAGGCCGCUCUUCGAGGCGUGCGGGGAGGUGGUGGAGGUGCGCCCCGUCUUCAGCAACCGUGGGGACUUCCGCGGGUACUGCUACGUGGAGUUUCCCGACGAGACAGCCGCCCUGCAGGCCCUGCGGCUGGACCGCACCAGCGUGGAGGGGAGGCCCAUGUUUGUGUCCCCCUGCGUGGACAAGAGCAAGCACCCCGACUUUAAGGUAUUCAGGUACAGCACCGCCCUGGAGAAACACAAGCUCUUCAUCUCUGGCCUGCCCUUCUCCUGCACCAAGGAGGAGCUGGCAGACAUCUGCAAGGAGCACGGCGCUGUGAAGGACCUCAGGCUGGUCACCAACCGGGCCGGCAAGCCCAAGGGCCUGGCCUAUGUGGAGUAUGAGAACGAGUCCCAGGCGUCCCAGGCGGUCAUGAAGAUGAACGGCAUGACCAUCCGAGAGAACACCAUCAAGGUGGCCAUCAGCAACCCCCCUCAGAGGAAAGUUCCAGAGAAGCCGGAGGCGGGGAAGGCGUCCCACGGCCCCACGGUGCUGAGGCAGACCUACGGAGCGCGCGGGAAGGGGAGGACUCAGCUGGCUCUGCUGCCUCGCGCCCUGCAGCGCCCGAGCGCGGCGGCCCCUCCAGCGGAGAACGGCCCGGCCCCGCGCCCCAGCGCCCCCGCCCAGGCCUCCGAGACGCCCAAGAUGUCCAAUGCCGACUUUGCCAAGUUGUUUCUGAGAAAGUGAGCGGGACUCUGAGACUGGAAAUGCCUUAAUCGUGCCAGCACCUGGGUCAGAGGGCCGAGCACGGCGCUUGCGCCCAGACCCUGCUGAGCAGAACGGGAGCACGUGCUCCACGCGGACACUGGAGUGCUCCCUCACAUUGAGGGCCGGCCCACGUGCUGGGCACGGAGCAAGAGCAGAAGGGACACGGGAACAUGGCUCUGGAGACCCUCGCCCCGGUGCUUCCGCCGCCCGGCCGGUGCUGGCCUGUCAUGGCCCGGG